CAACAAAGCCUACAGGCCUGUGAAAAGCAGUCCAGUGCAACUUGGCCCGUGGUCACACCUUUUAGCUCUACCUGAUCUUUAUCCGACUGGGAAUUUUGAAUAGUAUUUGUUUUUUUGUCUAGGUUUGAAGGCAAAAGGCAAAGUGGAAUAUCAGUUUGGGGCUCUAGUGGACGGCAAGUCAGCAGCUUCCUUUACUCUAAGGUCGCUGGAAAUACUACAGGAAUCUUAACUGGGGUAGACAACCCCUAAAACUGCAUCAUCAUGGAUGAGAAUGAAGAAUUUGAGGAGGAGUUUGAGGAAGAGGAGAUUAUCGAGGAAGAGUAUUUUGAGGAGACGGUGACUUCGACCACCUCUCACCAGACCACAUCUCGGGCAGCAGCGGUAACUCAACAGCCUGGCGUUCCUGUGAGGAGAGUGGUCAGGAAGAAGGUUAAGGUGGACACCUCCAAGUUCAUGACUCCUUACUUGGCCCACAGCCAGAAGAUGCUGGACUUGUUCUCCUACAACAAGUACCGUCGUGCCUAUGACAAGGCUAAGGGGAAACCCUAUGCCAUCACGGCUGACACCCCUGAGAUGAUGAGGAUCAAGAAGGCUCAGGAGCAGCUGUCUGAGGUGAAGUACCGCAUGGAGGGCAAUAAGGUCAGGUGUACCAGUUUGUAUGAUGGGGAGGCCAGAGAGAUCGCCCAUGUCAAGCAUGUCUCUGAGCUGAUCAGCAAGGUUCUGUACAGGGCCAAGUGGGAUGAGACAAAGGACAGGUACCUGCUGCCCCCUGAUGCCCCGGAGCUUGUCCUGGCUGUGAAGAACGCUGCCAACUACAGCAAGAAACUGUACACGGAGCAAUGGGAUGAGGACAAGACCAUGUGUUAUCCUUACAGCGAUUCUCCGGAGCUGCGCAGGGUGGCCAAGGCACAGGAGGUCCUCAGUGAUAUCCUGUACAAGAAGGGGCAUGCUGAGCGAACGGCAAAGUACACAUCUCUGGCUGUCCCUAAUGAUAUGGAGCUGGCCAAGAAAAAUUUUGAACACCGCAGUGACCUCAAGUACCAUGAGGACUACAACAAGAACGUCAAGGGCCACUGGUGUGAGACGCCCUACAUUGAGGUGGCCGUUGCCAGGGUAGCUAUGGACAACCUUAGCAAUAAAAUGUACACGGCUGCGUAUGAGGACAUAAAAGACCAAAUCAAUUUUAUGCAAACCGAGACGCCAGAAUACAAACAGCACAAGAAGGCUGGUCACGCUGCUAGCUCGAUCAAAUACAAGAAGGAUUACGAGAACAGCAAAUCGGUAGCUGACUACAACGUUCUCCCAGCCACAGACAACCCUCUGCUCAGGCAGCUGAGAUACGCUGGCACCAUCUUGAGUGACAAAGUCUACAAGGCCAGCUAUGAGAAAUCGAGGGGGUCAAGUAUCAACUACUGUGACACGCCCAAGUUCAAGAUGGACUCUGUUGUACAACAGUUCAGUGACGCACAUUAUAAAGACAAGUAUGAGAACGAGGUGAAGGGCCACUAUAUUGGCAGCUAUGAGGAUAUCUACAUGCAACACUGCAAGAAAAUGGAGGAGAUCAAGAGCGAACAAAACUACAAAGCUGAUUAUGAGGACAUCAAGACAAGAUGUUUCUAUCCUCAAACUAUGUCGCCAGAAUAUGAAGCUCAUAAGAAAGUUGCCCAGUGUAAAGAUAAAGUGUACCGGCAACAUCCGGAUACGGUGAAGUUUACGCAAGUGACAGACUCGCCUGUUCAACUGCAAGCCGCCAUCAACGCCAAACAGCUGAGUGACCUCAACUAUCACGCAGCGUAUGAGUUGGAUAAGUUUAAGUGUGCCCUGCCCCCAGACUACCCCUUCUUCAUCCAGUCCAGAGCUAAUGCAUAUAACCUUAGUGAUAGUUGUUAUAGGUAUGAUUGGGAGAAAGUGAAAGCCAAGCAGUUCGAGGUCAAGGGUGAUGCUAUCUCGAUCCUUGCAGCCCGUGCCCACACAAACAUAGCGAGUGAUGUCAAAUACAAGAAGGAAUUUGAGAAGAACAAGGGAAAGAUGGUGGGAGCCCUCAGCAUACAUGAUGACCCCAAGAUUCUGCACUCUAUGCACGUGGCCAAAAUCCAGAGUGAUCGCGAGUACAAGAAGAACUAUGAGAAGACAAAAACCAAGUACAUCACCACGCUGGACAUGAUGUCUAACACCCUGGCCAAGAAGUCCCAGGGUAUCGCCAGCAUGACCGGCUACAGAACCAUCCACAACCGCUACCUCCUGCCUCAUGACGCCAUGUCCCUGGACCUGGCCAAGAAGGCCAACAUCAUCCAGAGUGACAAUGAAUACCAUUCAGACUACAACAACUCCACCAAGGGCACUGGUUGGGUCGCCUUCGGCUCCAUGGAAGUGGAGAAGGCCAAGAAAGCUGGAGAUAUCCUCAAUGAGAGAAAGUACCGUCAGCACCCAGACACUGUCCCCUUCACCUCCAUCGCUGAUCACCCCGUCAUGAUGCAGGCCCAGGUCAACCAGAUAAUGAGGAGUGAUCUUCACUACAAGAAGGGUCUUGAGGAGAUCCACCAGAAGUACUCUCUGCCCCAUAAUGACCCCCAGUUCCUUCAGGCCAAAUGCAACGCCUACAACAUCAGCAAGAACUACUACAAGCAGAGCUGGGAGGAAACCAUUGCAAAGGGCUACGACAUGAGGCCAGAUGCUAUCUCUGUCAUCCAUGCUAAGCACGGCAGACAUAUUGCCAGUGAUAUCCAGUAUAAAAAAGACUAUGUGAAGGGAAAGGGCAAACAAAUCGGCUGCCGCAAUCUUCAGGAUGACCCCUUGCUGGUGCACUACAUGGAGGUGGCCAGGUUGCAGAGUGACAAGAACUACAAGAAGGACUACCACAAGUCCAAGCUGAAGUACCACUCUCCAGUUGACAUGAUGAGUGUUGUACAUGCUAAGCACGCCUCCACAGUGCAGACCUUUGCUGGCUACAGGAAGAUCCAACACCACUACAGUCUUCUGCCUGGGGCCAUGAACCUUGAGCUGGCUCGCACCAUGAACACCAAUGCCAGUGAUGUGAACUACAAAGCGGAUUGGGAGAACUCUGUGAAGGGAACUGGCUGGAUCCCCAUCGGCUCCAUUCCUGUGGAGCUAGCCAAGCAGGCCGGGGCUGUUCUGGAUGAGCACAAGUACAGGCAGCACCCUGAAAACUUUAAAUUCUCCAGCAAGAUGGACGGCAUGAAUAUGGAGCUGUGCAAGCAUAACCAAAAGAUCAUGAAUGUUCAAGAAUAUAAAGCCAGUGGAGAGAAGUUCCUGCACACUUACAAUCUCCCUGCAGAUGCACCAGAGUUUAUGCAAGCCAAAUGCAAUGCUGUCAACAUCAGCAAGAACUAUUACACAUAUGCUCACCGUCAAGACAUUCUCAAAGGACAUCAGGUGAAGGCAGAUGCCAUCCCCAUCCUCGCUGCCAGGGCCUGCACUAAUAUUGCCAGCAAUUACAAGUAUAAGCUGGCGUACGAGAAGGGAAGAGGCAAGCAUGUCGGCUUCCGCAAUGUUAAGGACGACCCCUUGCUGGUGCACUACAUGGAGGUGGCUAAAAUGCAGAGUGAGCAGAACUACAAGAAAGACUACCACAAGUCCAAGCUGAAGUACCACUCUCCAGUUGACAUGAUGAGUCUUGUGCAUGCUAAGCACGCCUCCGCAGCGCAGACCUUUGCUGGCUACAGGAAGAGCCUUCACAACUACACUCUUCUCCCUGAGGCUAUGCCUGUUCAGCUGGCUCGCACCAUGAUGGAGAUUCAGAGCAACAACGCCUACAAGUCUGACUACAACAACAUGUGCAGGGGUUCUGGCUGGGUUCCUAUUGGCUCUAUGCAGGUGGAGUUGGCUAAGACAGCCAUGGCAGCCCGAGAUGAGCAAGGCUACCGUGUGCACCCCAGCACCCUGAAGUUCACCAGUCUGACUGGCCAGAUGAACAUGGCCCUGGCCAUGACCAAUACCAAGCUACUUGAUGAUGCUUCAUACAGAGCAUCUGGCGAGAAGUUCAAGCACACCUACAACCUGCCUGCAGACAGCCCCCAGUUCCUCCAGGCCAAGUGCAACGCUCAGACCAUGAGCGAGUCUCACUACAAGCACAAGUGGGUGGAAGAUAUUGCCAAAGGAUACGACAUAAGGCCAGAUGCUAUCUCUGUCAUCCAUGCUAAGCACGGCAGACAUAUUGCCAGUGAUAUCCAGUACAAGAAAGACUAUGUGAAGGGAAAGGGCAAACAAAUCGGCUGCCGCAAUCUUCAGGAUGACCCCUUGCUGGUGCACUACAUGGAGGUGGCUAAGAUGCAGAGUGACAAGAACUACAAGAAGGACUACCACAAGUCCAAGCUGAAGUACCACUCUCCAGUUGACAUGAUGAGUCUUGAACAUGCCAAGCACGCCUCCACAGUGCAGACCUUUGCUGGCUACAGGAAGAUCCAACACCACUACACUCUUACCGCUGACUCCAUGAACCUUGCGUUGGCUCGCACCAUGAAUGCCAGUUCCAGUGACUAUGAGUACAAGUCUGACUGGAACAACUCUGUGAGAGGAACAGGAUGGAUUCCUAUUGGCUCAUUGCCGGUGGAACUUGCAAAGGUUGGCGGGGACAUCCAGAGUGAACAAAAGUACCGUACACACCCCUCUAAAUUCCAGUUCAAGAAGCUGAUGGACUCUAUGGACAUUGUCCUGGCCACUGACAACAACAAAAUCAUGAACAAGCAAGAAUACACCAAACAAUGGCACAAUGACAAGCUCACAGUCCAUGUGAUGCCAGAUGCCCCUGAGAUUGUCCUGGCCAAGGCUAAUGCUAUCAACAUGAGUCAGAAAACCUACAAAGCAGGUCUGGCGAAGAUGUAUAAGAAUGGUUACGACUUGAAGGUUGAUGCCAUCGCCAUCCAGGCUGCCAAGCAGGGCACCAAAAUCGCCAGUGACUACAAGUACAAGCUGAGUCACCGGAUGAAUAGGGGAAAACAAAUCGGCUGCCGCAAUCUUCAGGAUGACCCCUUGCUGGUGCACUACAUGGAGGUGGCCAGGUUGCAGAGUGACAAGAACUACAAGAAGGACUACCACAAGUCCAAGCUGAAGUACCACUCUCCAGUUGACAUGAUGAGUGUUGUACAUGCCAAGCAUGCCUCCACAGUGCAGACCUUUGCUGGCUACAGGAAGAUCCAACACCACUACACUGUGCUUGCUGAUGCCAUGAACGUGGAGUUGGCUAAGCAGAUGCAGACGAUCGCCAGUGAUAAUUUGUACAAAAGUGACUAUGAGACAAGCGUCAAAGGCACAGGAUGGAUUCCCAUUGGUUCUCUGGAUGUAGAGAAAGCCAAAACAGCUGGCCUGAUUGGCAGUGAGAAACUGUACCGCCAACACCCCAGCAGCUUUAAGUUUACCAAGGACAUGCACUCCAUGGACGUUGUCCUGGCCAAUGCUAACAAUGCAAUCAUGAACAAGCAAACGUACGUUGACGCCUGGAAUAAGGAUAAGACCUCUGUCCACAUCAUGCCAGACUCAAUGGAGGUGGUGUUGGCCAGAGCCAACAAGAUCAACUGCAGUGCUACACUAUAUAAGCUUGCCAAUGAACAGGACAAGAAGAAGGGUUAUGACCUGCGCAAUGAUGCUAUUGCAAUCCUGGCAGCCAAACAGGGCACAUCCAUUGCUAGCGAUUUCAAAUACAGGGCUGGCUACCGUAAGCAGGUUGGCCACCACAUUGGAGCCCGCUGUGUCGAGGAAGACCCUUUGCUCAUGCUGGCUAUUAACUCAGCCAAGAUUGCCAGUGAUGCUCUGUACAAGAAGGACUUCCAUCAGUCCAAGACCAAGUUCCAUCUCCCAUUGGACAUGAUAGCCUUUGAGUUGGCCAAGAAGAACCAGAUCCAGGUCAACCAUGCCAAAUAUGUAACUCGUCUGCACAACUGGACCUGUCUGCCAGACUCCACUGAUGUUGUCCAUGCCAGACAUGUCUAUGACAUAGCGAGUGAUGCUGUGUAUAAGGCUGAAAUCAAGAGCCUGCAAGGUAUCGGAUGGGUUCCCAUCGGUUCACUUGAUGUUGAGAAGGCAAAGAAAGCCGGCGAGGUCCUGAGUGAGAAGCUGUAUCGUCAGCACCCAAGCAACUUCAAGUUCACCAGCUCAGUUCAAGACAUUGGAAUGGUUUUGGCUAAACAAAAUAAUGAUAAUGCCAACAAGCAAGCUUACACUGAGGCGUGGGAGAAGGACAAGACCAAGAACCACAUUAUGCCAGAUGCGAUGGACAUUGUUUUGGCCAAUGCAAACAAGUCCAACUACAGUUGGAACCAAUACAGGAAAGCAAUGGUAGAGGAUAAGAAGAAGGGCUAUGAUAUGCGCAAUGAUGCCAUUUCUAUCAUCGCAGCCAAGCACGGCAGGGAAAUUAUCAGUGAUCACAAGUACAAGACUAGCUACCGUAAGCAAAUUGGCCACCACAUUGGAGCCCGCUGUGUCGAGGAAGACCCUCUGCUCAUGCUGGCUAUUAACUCAGCCAAGAUUGCCAGUGAUGCUCUGUACAAGAAGGACUUCCAUCAGUCCAAGACCAAGUUCCAUCUCCCAUUGGACAUGAUAGCCUUUGAGUUGGCCAAGAAGAACCAGAUCCAGGUCAACCAUGCCAAAUAUGUAACUCGUCUGCACAACUGGACCUGUCUGCCAGACUCCACUGAUGUUGUCCAUGCCAGACAUGUCUAUGACAUAGCGAGUGAUGCUGUGUAUAAGGCUGAUCUAAAGAGCCUGCAAGGUAUCGGAUGGGUUCCCAUCGGCUCACUUGAUGUUGAGAAGGCAAAGAAAGCCGGCGAGGUCCUGAGUGAGAAGCUGUAUCGUCAGCACCCAAGCAACUUCAAGUUCACCAGCUCAGUUCAAGACAUUGGAAUGGUUUUGGCUAAACAAAAUAAUGAUAAUGCCAACAAGCAAGCUUACACUGAGGCGUGGGAGAAGGACAAGACCAAGAACCACAUUAUGCCAGAUGCGAUGGACAUUGUUUUGGCCAAUGCAAACAAGUCCAACUACAGUUGGAACCAAUACAGGAAAGCAAUGGUAGAGGAUAAGAAGAAGGGCUAUGAUAUGCGCAAUGAUGCCAUUUCUAUCAUCGCAGCCAAGCACGGCAGGGAAAUUAUCAGUGAUCACAAGUACAAGACUAGCUACCGUAAGCAGGUUGGCCACCACAUUGGAGCCCGCUGUGUCGAGGAAGACCCUCUGCUCAUGCUGGCUAUUAACUCAGCCAAGAUUGCCAGUGAUGCUCUGUACAAGAAGGACUUCCAUCAGUCCAAGACCAAGUUCCAUCUCCCAUUGGACAUGAUAGCCUUUGAGUUGGCCAAGAAGAACCAGAUCCAGGUCAACCAUGCCAAAUAUGUAACUCGUCUGCACAACUGGACCUGUCUGCCAGACUCCACUGAUGUUGUCCAUGCCAGACAUGUCUAUGACAUAGCGAGUGAUGCUGUGUAUAAGGCUGAUCUAAAGUGCCUGCAAGGUAUCGGAUGGGUUCCCAUCGGCUCACUUGAUGUUGAGAAGGCAAAGAAAGCCGGCGAGGUCCUGAGUGAGAAGCUGUAUCGUCAGCACCCAAGCAACUUCAAGUUCACCAGCUCAGUUCAAGACAUUGGAAUGGUUUUGGCUAAACAAAAUAAUGAUAAUGCCAACAAGCAAGCUUACACUGAGGCGUGGGAGACGGACAAGACCAAGAACCACAUUAUGCCAGAUGCGAUGGACAUUGUUUUGGCCAAUGCAAACAAGUCCAACUACAGUUGGAACCAAUACAGGAAAGCAAUGGUAGAGGAUAAGAAGAAGGGCUAUGAUAUGCGCAAUGAUGCCAUUUCUAUCAUCGCAGCCAAGCACGGCAGGGAAAUUAUCAGUGAUCACAAGUACAAGACUAGCUACCGUAAGCAAAUUGGCCACCACAUUGGAGCCCGCUGUGUCGAGGAAGACCCUCUGCUCAUGCUGGCUAUUAACUCAGCCAAGAUUGCCAGUGAUGCUCUGUACAAGAAGGACUUCCAUCAGUCCAAGACCAAGUUCCAUCUCCCAUUGGACAUGAUAGCCUUUGAGUUGGCCAAGAAGAACCAGAUCCAGGUCAACCAUGCCAAAUAUGUAACUCGUCUGCACAACUGGACCUGUCUGCCAGACUCCACUGAUGUUGUCCAUGCCAGACAUGUCUAUGACAUAGCGAGUGAUGCUGUGUAUAAGGCUGAUCUAAAGUGCCUGCAAGGUAUCGGAUGGGUUCCCAUCGGUUCACUUGAUGUUGAGAAGGCAAAGAAAGCCGGCGAGGUCCUGAGUGAGAAGCUGUAUCGUCAGCACCCAAGCAACUUCAAGUUCACCAGCUCAGUUCAAGACAUUGGAAUGGUUUUGGCUAAACAAAAUAAUGAUAAUGCCAACAAGCAAGCUUACACUGAGGCGUGGGAGACGGACAAGACCAAGAACCACAUUAUGCCAGAUGCGAUGGACAUUGUUUUGGCCAAUGCAAACAAGUCCAACUACAGUUGGAACCAAUACAGGAAAGCAAUGGUAGAGGAUAAGAAGAAGGGCUAUGAUAUGCGCAAUGAUGCCAUUUCUAUCAUCGCAGCCAAGCACGGCAGGGAAAUUAUCAGUGAUCACAAGUACAAGUCAAGCUACCGCAAGCAGGUUGGCCACCACAUUGGAGCCCGCUGCGUCGAGGAUGACCCUCUGCUCGUGCUGGCUCUGAACUCAGCCAAGAUUGCCAGUGAUGCUCUGUACAAGAAGGACUUCCAUCAGUCCAAGACCAAGUUUCAUCUCCCAUUGGAUAUGAUAGCCUUUGAGUUGUGCAAGAAGAAUCAGAUCCAAGUCAACGACUUCAACUACAGAACUCACCUGCACAACUGGACCUGUCUGCCAGACUCCACUGAUGUUGUCCACGCCAGACAUGUCUAUGACAUAGCAAGUGAGGCGGUGUACAGGGCAGACAUGAAGUGGCUCAGGGGAAUUGGAUGGGUCCCCACUGGCUCACUUGAUGUGGAAAAAGCCAAGAAGGCCGGCGAGAUCUUGAGUGAGAAGAAAUACCGCCAGCACCCCAGCACUCUGGACUUCAAAAGCCCACUCGACGGCAUGGAUAUCGUUCUGGCCAAACAUAACGGCCAGAUCAUGAACAAGCGGCAGUAUGUUGAACAAUGGGAUGCUGAUAAGAUCAAAAUCCACGUCGGCAAUGAGCUUCCAGAACUUGUGCUGGCCAAGGCCAAUGCGAUCACCAUGAGCAAUAAACUGUACAAACAAGGAUUUGAUGAAACCAUCAAGAAGGGUUAUUACCUUCCUGUCGAUGCUAUCUCUGUCAAGGCUGCCAAGCAUGGUAGAGAGAUUAUCAGCGAUUACAAGUACAAGGCUGGCUACAGCAAGCAGGUUGGCCACCACAUUGGAGCCCGCUGUGUCGAGGAAGACCCUCUGCUCAUGCUGGCUAUUAACUCAGCCAAGAUUGCCAGUGAUGCUCUGUACAAGAAGGACUUUCACCAGUCCAAGACCAAGUUCCAUCUCCCAUUGGACAUGAUAGCCUUUGAGUUGUGCAAGAAGAACCAGAUCCAGGUCAACGACUUCAACUACAGAACUCACCUGCACAACUGGACUUGUCUGCCAGACUCCACUGACGUUGUCCACGCAAGGAGAGUCUACGAUCUGCACAGUGACGCUGUCUACCGUGCUGACAUGGAGUUCAUUAGAGGUACUGGCUGGGUCCCCAUUGGCUCUCUGGAUGUGUUGAAAGCUAAGAAAGCUGCAGAGAUUCUGAGCGAUCGCCUCUACAAGCAGAAACCAGAUUCUCUUAAAUACACCACCGACAUGCACUCCAUGCCUAUGGUGCUGGCCAAGGCUAAUGCUGAGAUCAUAAACAAGGGCAACUAUGUUGCACAGUGGGAGGCUGAUAAGAUCAAAAUCCACGUCGGCAAUGAGCUUCCAGAACUUGUGCUGGCCAAGGCCAAUGCGAUCAACAAUAGCUACAAACUCUACAAAGCUGAAUUAGAGGAGUUGUACAAGAAGGGCUAUAACCUGAAAAGCGAUUGCAUCGCCAUCAAAGCUGCCAAGCAUGGUAGAGAGAUCAUAAGUGACUACAAGUACAAGGCUGGCUACAGCGAGCAGGUUGGCCACCACAUUGGAGCCCGCUGCGUCGAGGAAGACCCUCUGAUCAUGCUAGCUCUGAACUCAGCCAAGAUUGCCAGUGAUGCUCUGUACAAGAAGGACUUCCAUCAGUCCAAGACCAAGUUCCACCUGCCAGUGGACAUGCUGACCAUUGAAUUGGCCAAGAAAUGCCAGAUGCAGGUCAAUGAUUUCAACUACAGAACUCGCCUGCACAACUGGACCUGUCUGCCAGACUCCAGUGAUGUCGUCCAGGCCAGGAAGGUCUACGCUUUGCAUAGUGACGCUGUGUACAGGGCUGAUAUGGAAUGGCUCAAAGGCACUGGCUGGGUCCCUAUUGGCUCGAUCGACGUUGAGAAAGCCAAGAAGGCCGGCGAGAUCCUGAGCGAGAGGAAAUAUCGUGAGCACCCAAGCAACUUCAAGUUUACCGCCACAACCGAUGACAUGCCUUAUGCCUUGGCUACGGCCAAUGCCCAGAUAAUGGACAAGCGCCAGUACGUUCAACAGUGGGAGGCUGAUAAGAUCCAAAUCCAUGUCGGCAAUGAGCUUCCAGAACUUGUGCUGGCCAAGGCCAACGCGAUCACCAUGAGCAACAAACUCUACCGUGAGGGAUUUAACGAGAUGAUCGGACAGGGAUAUCACCUGGAUAAGGAUGCCAUUGCUGUCCAACAUGCCAAGAAGAGCAGAGAGAUCAUCAGUGAUUACAAGUACAAGGCCGGCUUCCGCAAUCAGUGUGGCCACCAUAUUGGAGCUCACUGCGUUGAGGAUGACCCUCUGCUUGUGCUGGCCGCCAAUGCAGCCAGGAUCUCCAGUGAUAUUAACUACAAGAAGGACUUCCACCUCACCAAGACCAAGUUCAGCAUUCCACUUGACAUGAUGUCCUUCGACUUGGCCAAGAAAAGCCAGUUCCAGAUCCAAGAAUUCACCUACAGAACUAAACUGCACAACUGGACCUGCAUGCCAGACAACACUGAUGUUGUCCGCGCCAGGAAGGUCUACUCUCUGCAUAGUGACGCGGUGUACAGGGCUGAUCUGGAGUGGCUCAGAGGGUGUGGCUGGUUGCCUCAGGGUUCUGUGGAUGUCAUCAAGGCUAAGAAUGCCCAAACUAUUCUUAACGAAAGGCUGUACCGCCAGCCCCCCAGCUCAAUCAAGUUCACCAGUGUUGUUGACUCUCCAGAGGUUGUCCUGUCGAAGCAGAACGCUGACAUCCUCAGUGAUAGGAAAUAUAGAGAGGUUUGGGAUACUGAGAAAACCAAUAUCCACCUGAACAAUGAUCUACCAUCUCUUGUGCUGUCCAAGGCUAAUGCUAUCGCCAUCAGCAACAAACUGUACACUAAGGAUUGGGAUGCUGACAAGGCUAAGGGAUACCACAUCAAGGAGGACGCCAUCGCUGUGCUGAAGGCCAGAAAAUCUAGAGACAUCAUCAGCGACUACAAAUACCACGAGGGAUACCGUAAGCAGGUUGGCCACCACAUUGGAGCCCGCUGUGUCGAGGAAGACCCUCUGAUCAUGCUGGCUCUGAACUCAGCCAAGAUUGCCAGUGAUGCUCUGUACAAGAAGGACUUCAACAAGUCCAAGACCAAGUUCCACCUCCCAGUGGACAUGCUGACCAUUGAACUGGCCAAGAAAUGCCAGGUCCAGGUUAACGACUUCAACUACAGAACUCACCUGCACAACUGGACCUGUCUGCCAGACUCCACUGAUGUCGUCCAGGCCCGGAAAACCUAUGAUCUGCAGAGCGAUGCUGUGUACAAGGCUGAUCUGGAGUGGCUGAGGGGAUGUGGUUGGAACCCCCAUGAGUCUGUGGAGGUCUUGAAAGUGAAACACGCCCAAGCGGUCCUGGCUGAUAGAGGCUACCGUGUCAAGUUGGAUCAGCAGAAGUUCACAGCUCCUGUGGACAGAAUAGACAUGGUUUGCGCCAAGAACGCUGCAGAGAUCCUCAAUGAGGCUAAUUACCGUGCACUGUGGCACACAGAGAAGACUAAGUACACCAUCACAGACACCCCAGGACUGGCAACAGCAAGAGAAGUGGCCAAGAAUCUCCAUCCGAAACUAUACACCAAGGACUGGGAUAAGGUCAAAGCUACCGGCUUCUUCAUGCCCGGAGAUGCUGUUCCCAUCAAGCAGUGCAUCCACAACAAUAAAGUCCAGAGUGACCACAAAUACAAGGCAGAUUAUCGCAAGCAGGCUGGCCACCACAUUGGAGCCCGCUGUGUCGAAGAUGACCCUCUGAUCAUGCUGGCUAUUAACUCAGCCAAGAUUGCCAGUGAUGCUCUGUACAAGAAGGACUUCAACAAGUCCAAGACCAAGUUCCACCUCCCAGUGGACAUGCUGACCAUUGAACUAGCCAAAAAAUGCCAGGUCCAGGUUAAUGAUGACCACUACAGGACCCGUCUACAUAACUGGACCUGUCUGCCAGACUCCACUGAUGUCACACAAGCCCGCAAAGCCUAUGACCUUCAGAGUGACGUUGUCUACAAGGCCGAUUUGGAAUGGCUCCGUGGAUGUGGAUGGGUUGCUGCCGAUUGUGUCGAUCACGUCAAAGUCAGGAAUGCCCAGAAGAUCAUGAACGAGAGGCUUUACAAGAAGGAUGCCAAAGACAACUUUGCCAAAUACACACACAUCGUGGAUCGUCCUGAGAUUAUCCUGGCCACCAUCAAUGCUUUUAACCUCAGUGAUCUGAAAUACAAGGAGACCUUCAAUGCAGAGAAGGGCAAGUACAUCGGCUCAGAGGACACACCCCAGCUGGCCCAUAGCAGAGAGGUCGCCAAGGUCAUCAGUGAGAAAUACUACAAACUGGCCUGGGAUGAAAGCAAAGCCACUGGUUACCAGCUGGACGCCCAUUACAUCCCUGUAGUCGGAGCCAAGAAGACCAGGGAGAUUGUCAGCGACGUUAAGUACCAUGACACCCAUGAGAAGGCCAAGGGCCACUACCUGGCUGGAACCCUGGUGGACUUCCCUGAGGUGAUGCGCUGUGGAGAACAGGAGAAACAGAAGGGCCUGAGGGAUUACCAUAAGGAGUAUAAUACCAACAAGGCCAAGAACCACAUCCCCGCUGACAUCAUUCCCAACAUGGUGGCUAAGCGGUGCCAGGACAUGCUCAGUGACGUGUUGUAUCGCACCUUACUGCACAACUGGACCUGCCACCCCGACCAGCAGGACAUUAUCAGAGCCCGCAAGAACAAUGAGAUCCUGAGUGAUGUGUACUACAAAGACGACCUGAACUGGAUAAAGGGUAUUGGUUGCUAUGCUUGGGACACACCUGAGCUUGUCCGCGCCAAGAAUGCCCACCUGCUGCAGAGCGAUCUCAAAUACAAGGAGGAGGGUAAGAAGGAAUUCAACAACUACUCCAUCGUGACAGACACCCCUGUCUACGUGACUGCUCUCCUGGGUCACACCUGGGCCAGUGAUCUGAACUAUAGGGAGGCUUACCAUAAAGACAAACAUAUGUAUACCACAAUUCUGGAUACCUACAACUACGCACACAAUGCCACCCUCAAGGACAUCUACAGCACCAAAACAUAUACAUCUGCCUGGGACAAGAUCAAGGCUAAAGAUUACACGCUGCCAUCAGACUCCCACGCCCUGAAACACGCCAAGCAACAGAAGGUCAUCCUCAGCAAUGUUAAAUACAGGGAGGAUUAUGAGAAGUUCAAGUCCCUCUACACCCUGCCCAAGUCCCUGGAGGACGACCCACAAACUCUCCGCUGCCUCAAAGCUGGAAAGAUGGGUCUUGACCGCUUGUACAAGGCGGACUAUGAGAAGACCAAGGCAAAGAACCACAUCCCCCCAGAUAUGCUAGAUGUCCUUUCAGCCCGUCAAACCCAGAACUAUGUCAGUGAGAUCGGUUACAGGAAGCACCUGCACCAGUGGAUCUGUAUGCCUGAUAUGCAGGUGUACGUCCAGGCACGCAAGGUCAACGAGCAGCUCAGCGACAUCUUCUACAAGGAUGACCUGAACUGGCUGAGGGGAAUUGGCUGCUAUGCCUGGGACACCCCUGAGAUCCUGCGAGUCAAGGCUGCUGACAAACUGCAGAGCGAUAACAAGUACAGAGCCAAGGGCAUUGAGGCGUUCAAGGAUUACUCUGUGGUCAUCGACACUCCUACCUAUGAGACAGCAAAACUGAGUUCUCAGAACCUGAGCGAUCUUCACUACCGUAACGACUACGCCACCAAUGUCAAGGGAACUAACUCCUCCCCCGCUGUCACCGUGGAUACAGAGAGGGCACGCCUGGCCAACUUCAACCAGAGUGAUAACUUGUACAAAGAGGCCAACAAGAACUUCAUGCCCACUGGCUACUCUCUUCCCCACGACAAUCCUCUCAUGAAGCAGGCAAAACAAAAUUCCAUUGUUGCCAGCAGCGUGAAGUACAAGAAUGACUAUGAAAAGUCAAAGGCUACGAACUACACCAUGGACCCAGAUGGUGUCAGCUUCGUCAACAUCAGGAACGCCAACAAGGUCACCAACCCGCGUCUAUACCGUGAGCUGUAUGAGAAGGGCAAGGGCAAGAUCCACAGCACCUACGACACACCCGAGAUCAGACAGGUCAAGAUGACCCAGGAGGCCGUCAGCGACUUGUGUUACAAGGAGAAGUACUUCGCUAACAGAGGCACCAUGAUUCCCAUGGGCGUCACUCCCCAGAUGAUACACUGUAACCACGUCAACGAGAUCACCAGUGACCUGAGAUACAAGGAGGACCUUCUGUGGCUGAGAGGCAUUGGCUGCUUCCUGUAUGACACACCUGAGAUGUCUACUGUCCGCAACAUUACCAAGUUUAGAUCCAACUAUGAAGUUGAGGCAAAGAAGAACCAUGCCAACUUCACUGUGGUCCUAGACACACCAGAGUACCAGCGUGUCACUGAGCUAAAGACCCACAUGAGCGACCUGAUGUACAGAGCCCAGGGCAAUGUGGAGAAGACCAAGUGCACCACCACCCUGGACUCCCUCGAUGUCAAGAGAGUCAAAUGGGCCCAACAGCUCAGCAACAAGUAUAUGUACACUGACCUGGCCUCCAAGGAGAGGGCCCACUUCACUCCGGAGAAGGACACCCCCAUAAUGAGCCACGCCAGGGCUAUGAAGGUGGUCUUCAGCGAGAUCAAAUACAAAGAUCAGUAUGAGAAGAUGAAGCACAAGUACACUAGCAUCCAUGACACACCCAUCCUGGUCCGGGCCAAGAAGGCCUACCUACAGUCCAGUGAUCUGCGCUACAAGGAGAGCUUUGAACGAUCCAAGGGACACUACCACAGUGUCAAGGAUGCCCUGGAUAUCGUGUGUCACCGUAGGGUCACCGAUGACAUCAGUGAGGUCAAAUACAGAGAGAAGUACAUCAACUCUCUGGGUACAUGGAGAUCCAUGCCCGACCGUCCUGAGUUUUUCCACAGCAGAAUCAUCGGUGAAAACGUCAGCGAUAUCAAGUACAAGGAGGAUCUGGAUUGGCUGAAGGGUAUUGGCUGCUACGUGUGGGACAGACCUGAGAUGGUCCAGGCUGAGAAGAACAAGGUCCUCUUCAGUGAGAGACACUAUAAAGAAACAUUCGAGAAGAAUAGACACCGCUUCAAGUACACCUGUGACACUCCAUUCUUCCAGGCCGCCAAGAAGGCCUCCGUUAUUAUCAACGAUAGGCACUAUAGAGCAGCCUAUGAGAAGACCAAGGAUAAGUACAGCAGUGUGUUGGAUGAUCCUAGAAACCUCCUGGCUAAGGAGAACGCCAAGAAUAGCCAGUGGAAGUACAGGGAGCAGUAUGAGCGUGCUAAGAACAAGUUCACCUCCAUCCUGGAGACUCCUGAGCAUGAGAGCCACAAACGCAGCAAAGCCAUCGGAGACAAUGUCUACAAGAUGGAUUAUAACAAGAACAAGGCUAAGGGCUACACCCUGGGACAUGACACUCCACACAGCACACACAUGAAGAAGGUCAAGGAGAUCACCAGCGUGCUGAAGUACAAGGAGCUAUAUGAGAAGAGCAAGGCCCAGAUCAACAUGGACCCUGAAUCCUUUGAAAUCCGCGCUGCCAAGGAAGCCUACAAGAACAUCAGCAAUCUGGACUACAGGAAGAAAUACCAGGCCACCAAGAACAAGUGGAUCUGGACCGUCGACAGACCUGACUUUAUCCAAGCUGCCAAGGCCAACUUCCAGCAGAGUGAUAUUGAGUACACGUAUGACAAGGAGAUGAUGAAGGGCUGUGUGAUCUCCAUCGUGGACGACAAGUUAGCCGUCCUGGCUAAGAUGAAUGCUGACUUAAGCAAUGUGAAAUACAGAGAGAAGUUUGAGAAGGCAAAGGGUCAGUAUAAGACUGUUCUGGACACUCCUACUAACCUUCAUGCCAAGUCAGUGCGCAUUCUGGCAUCUGAGAGCAAAUACAAGCUGGCUGGCAAGAUGGAGCAGCAGACCGGACAAUUCACCACACUGCCCACGACCCGCGACACCAUCCACGCCAAGGACAUGGGCAAACUGGUCAGCGAGAAACAGUACAAGCAGAAGUUUGAGAAGGAGAAGGGCAAGUCCAAGUACAACAGCAUGAGAGUACCUCCCGAUGUGCAGCACGCCAUGGACGUAGCCAAGAAUCAGAGCAAUUUUGCCUACAGGCAGGAGGCUAAGGCCAAGCUCAACUACACCUCUGUGGCUAUGCGCCCAGACAUCAUGAGGGCUACACAGGCCUCCAAGCUCGCCAGCAAUAUUGGCUACCGUGAGAAGGCUCGCCAGGAGGCUGCCCAUGGAGGUUCCCUGGUCCACCGUCCAGACAUCGCUCUGGCCACUGCGGUGUCCAAGCUUAACAGCCAGGAGGAGUUGGAAGCCAGGCACUCCCUCCACGGAGCUGCUUCCAUCGAUACUCCUCAGAGCCGCCACCUUAAGAAAAUGAGUGCCCUGACUAGUAAUGUGCAGUACAAGGCCAAGUAUGACAAGGAGAAGGGACUCAGGCCAAAGUAUGACAUGAAGGAAAGUGUUGUUUACAAGACUCAGAAGGAUGCACACCAGCUGGCUAGUGAGGUGAAGUACAAGGGUGACCUGAAGAAGCUGCACAAACCUGUAACCGACAUGGCAGAGUCUCUGUCCAUGCAGCACAACCUGAGCACCAGCAAGCUGUCCAGUGACUACCAGUACAAGAAGAAACAUGAGGACAGUAAGGGUCACUACCUCAUGAUCGCUGACUCACCAGAACAGCUUCAUCACAAGGAGGCUUCAGAACUACAGAGUCACGUGAAGUACAAGGAGAAGUAUGAGAAGGCUAAAGGAAAGGCCAUGCUGGACUUCGAGACCCCCACCUAUGUGACGGCUAAGGAGGCCCAGCACAUGCAGAGCGCGAAAGACUAUCAUAAGGAAUAUGAGGAGUCCAUAAAGGGAAAGAACCUCUCAGGCUUGGAGGUCACCCCUGCCAUGUUACAUGUCAGACAUGCCACCAAAAUAGCCAGCGAGAGAGAUUACAGGAGGGAUCUAGAGGAGGGGGUGAAGGGUAAAGGGCUAACUGUUUUUGAGGAAACUCCUGAGCUUUUGAGAGCAAGGAACGCCACUGCUAUCCUGAGUCAGAAAGAGUACAAGAAGACAUUGGAGACAGAGAUCAAGGGCAAGGGAAUGUUGGCACUGGCUACAGACACCCCAGACUUCAUGAGGGCUAGGAAUGCUACAGACAUCCUCAGCCAGCAAAAGUACAAGCAGACUGCUGAGGCGGACAGGGCUAGCUACACUAGUGUUAUCGACACCCCUGACAUCCUCCACGCACAAAAUAUCAGGAACAUGGUCAGCCAGAAAAAGUACAGGGAGGAGGCUGAGAAGUGCAUGUCUCACUAUGUGCCUGUCCUGGACACCCCUGAGAUGAUGAGAGUCCGUGAAAAUCAGAAGAACUUCAGCACUAUAAAGUACAAGGACUUGUUGUGUCGGUGCACAGCCAUCUCAGACCUACCGGAGGUGAAGAGGGUUCGUGAGAUGCAGAAGAACAUCAGCUCGGUGUUGUAUAAGGACAGUUCUGCCAAAGGAACGCCCCAGGUGUUCACUCCAGAGAUGGAGAGAGCGAAACGGAACCAAGAACAGAUUAGCUCGGUGCUGUACUCUGACAGCUUCCGUAAGCAGGUGCAGGGCAAGGCUGCCUUUGUGCUGGACACACCUGAGAUGAGACGCGUCAAGGAGACCCAGCGCAACAUCUCUGGAGUGAAAUACCACCAGGACUUUGAGAAGAGUAAGGGCAGCUUCACUCCCACCACCUCUGACCCCGUGAUGGACCGCGUGAAGAAGAACACCCAGGAGUUCAGCGACAUCAACUACCGUGGCAUCCAGAGACGUGUGGUGGAGAUGGAGAAGAGACGCGUGGUGGAGCACGAACAGGAGACUGUCACCGAUCUACGUGUGUGGCGCACCAACCCCGGCUCUGUGUUUGACUACGACCCUGCUGAGGACAACAUCCAGUCCAGGAGUCUGCACAUGAUGUCAGUCCAAGCCCAGCGUCGCAGCAAGGAGCACUCCCGCUCCACUAGCGCUAUGAGUGGUGUUGGUGAUGAGAAGUCUGAGGUGUCUGAGGACCCAGCCCACCACGUGUCCCUGUACAGCAACGGCUUUGCUACCUCCUCCAUGGGCUACACACACACCAAGACCGUGGAGCUGCAGCAGAGGUCUUCCUCUGUAGCCACCCAGCAGACCACCGUGUCCUCUGUCCCCUCCCACCCCUCCACCACCGGGAAAACUGUGCGUGCCAUGUACGACUACUCCUCUGCCGACAUGGACGAGGUCUCCUUCAAGGAUGGGGAUGUUAUCGUAAACGUGCAGUCCAUCGACGAGGGCUGGAUGUACGGCACUGUGCAGCGCUCAGGCAAGACUGGCAUGCUGCCGGCCAAUUACGUUGAAGCAAUCUAAAGACAAGUCCCACCCACCCCUCCAAUCCUCCCCCUGGAGUGGGUGACACAUCCACCCGGCUACCUGAUUGGCCACCAUCUACGGCUGAAUCUGUCGCUUCGUAAACCUGUUAUGUGUACACUAUCGCUUAGAUUAUUGUAGCUGUAGUAUUAGUAGUCUAUAGUUUACAUGCAAUUCUUGUUGAUGCCCGUUUCCCAAGGCCCUGUGGAUGUGACAUGAGAAGCUGAAAUAUUUAUACAUACCUAUAUAGACUACUGUAGAAGAACAUUCAUCCUUUUCCAAGACCUUGUCUUGAAAGAACAUGACGAAAAGCCCAUUAUUUUGUAAAUUGCAGACAGAACCUUAUUUAAUCAAUGUCAGUUAAAUAUUUUUCAAAAGCUUUACUGAAAGUUAACUUUCACACAACAGAUGAGCUUACAUGCAAUUCAAACUUCCCUGUGACGAAAAAGUGAAGUAUAUGGAUGAUAGGAAAGUGUAACGUAUGGAGAGAAUAAAGUUGUUUAAUCACCUAAAACCAGAAGGGGUUGAUGAAAGAUGAGACUAAAAGAUGUGUAACCUUAGAGGUAUCAUCCUAAAAACCAGGGGUCUGUUCCUGAGGAUGUAACAUUACAGAACGUUCAGAUAAUGUAGAACAGAUAUGAUUGGCUAUCAGAUAGAAUGAAUAGACGGGACACGAUUUCCUAUUCUUAUAUCUAUCAGCAACUUUGAGUUUCCCUCCUGAAGUAGCCGAAGGCUGGUCACUCAUUGCAUGUGUUUCGUUCCCUCAGAUUACCUAGGUCUGGGGGUAAAGGAAGUCAAAUACCUUUGAUCAGUAGAUAAUAAAACACCAACCUUCUGCA
Molecule: messenger RNA, 19727 nt
Organism: Salmo salar (Atlantic salmon)
Lineage: Eukaryota; Metazoa; Chordata; Actinopteri; Salmoniformes; Salmonidae
Source: RefSeq, a predicted model, not a curated record